Molecule: messenger RNA, 561 nt
Organism: Strongylus vulgaris
Lineage: Eukaryota; Metazoa; Nematoda; Chromadorea; Rhabditida; Strongylidae
Source: the annotation of a GenBank genome assembly
CAAGAACAAAAAGCCAAAAAGAAGGAAGAAUUACUUGGUAAUCAAGAAAACGGUCCUGAAAAGGCAAUAGCCAUACAGGCAGACGAGUCUGCCAUUUCUGAGGUCUUCACUGAGGUCGUUGGCCGUGGAUUAUCUGGAGAAGCGACUAAAGCUAAAACAUCAAAUAAGGUAGACAGAGCUGAGCAGCGCCGACGUGAGAAGGCUCGACAUUUUGUUGCUUAUUCGUCAGCAGACUACGAGUCAGAAAAACAGUUAGCCCUUGAUAAGGUGGACUUCGCUAGACAAGCUGAUGGAGCAGCUGUUGAGAUAUUUGCUGAUGAUGAUAAAGGCAUGUACAAGCAAAAGCAUGCGAAGCGAUGGGACCGAAAAAAGAAACGCUACGUUGGAGCCUCCGGAGAUGGACCGGACAACAAGAAAAUACGUACUGAAGAUGGAACAUGGUUACCUGCAUCGUAUAAGACUGGCCGAUAUGAGGACUGGAAGAAGAAGCAAAAACUUGGCUACAAAAAGGCAAGCAUAUUUUACCUCAAUGCUUACGUACUAAUCACGGUUUGUAGUUAA